Molecule: messenger RNA, 621 nt
Organism: Heterotrigona itama
Lineage: Eukaryota; Metazoa; Arthropoda; Insecta; Hymenoptera; Apidae
Source: the annotation of a GenBank genome assembly
AUGUGGCAACUACGUGAGACUUUUAGAUUUCGACAAUUACGCUUUUCUUUAUGCAUAACAGCAUUAUGCACAUGGCAAGGGCAAUUCUGUGAAAUUGACUACUGCCUCAUCGAUUUCGGAGUUUUUGAAUGUAUUGUGAAGAGGAAAAGAUCGUUCAGAAUAUCGAUUUCUCCGAGAGCGCAUCCUUGUCCGGGACGAGUUGAAGUACCCUGUGGUCGCCUAAAUUUUGAAGCUCACUUUAAACGCCUGGCAUCGAAGAUGCAGACAGCGUCGGCAACCCUAGAACGCUUCCUUCCCAAUAUAGGACAACCGAGCGAAAAGGUUAGACACCUCUAUCACGGAUAUGCUAAGAUCAACGGCACUGUACGGGGCGCCGAUCUGGGCAAGCAGCAUCGCGACGGGCGGCGACAAAAUCCUCCGCCGGGUGCAACGCCAGAUGACCAUAAGAACAAUCCGUGUUUAAUAAAUACUUUUCCACGUGCUGGCCGAGACAGAUUCAGAAUUCUACCACUGGUAAGGAUACGCCAGAGUAGCGCAGUGGUAACCACUAAGAUGGCGACUGCGCAGAAAAGAGAACAAACACAGCGAUGGGCGCAAGAAACGUGGAACUGGGACCUCUAA